AGAAAGCGAAGCCCAAAGCAGCAGCUAUACAAAGAUCAAUACCAAAAAAAUGAAGAAGGAAAUAGAAGAGGAGGAGGGCGACGGCUAUGGCGCCGCCAUCCCCAUGUCGCCGCCGUCCCUCGGUCUUCCCUCCUCCUCGGCCUCGGCAUCCACCUCCGCCGCCGCUAGGGUUUUGGCCCGGCCAAUGCCCACCUCGGUCCCAGGCCUGCGGGCGCCUUCCCCCUUCGUGCGGGCCAUGGGCACCCGCGUCGACCCGCAGCCGCCGCAGCCGCUCACGGCCCCUCCCCGUCCUCGUCCGCUGCCACCACCGCCGCCGAUACCGGAGAAGCGGCGGCGGGGGCGCCCGCGCAACUGCUACCGUCUCCUCCCGCCGCCGCCGGGCUUCCACCUCGCUCCGUCCCCACGGGCACCGCCGCCGCCGGCGCUGCCUGCCCACGGCCAACCUUCCUCUAGGGGGCAUCCCUUUCCCGACCAAUUGGGUGGGCUCCAGCCGCACGUCCUCAAAAUACAUGCGGGAGAGGAUAUCGUAUCAAGGAUUGUGCAGGUCUCAAAAAUAAUUGGGAAGGCCGUCUGUGUUCUCUCAGUGUUUGGGGCCGUUCAAGAUUGCUAUCUACUCCACUCUGCUGUCAUCUUAAAUCACAAGGGUCCUUUAGAAAUCAUUCAUGUGUUUGGGUCCAUUUUGACAUCUGAUAGCCCUGGAUUUGGGUGCUUAUCUGUGACCCUUGCUUGUGGUGAUUGUUCUGUUAUCGGUGGUGUUGCAGUUGGACCUCUCAUAGCUGCAACACCUGUACAGGCAAUUGUUGGAAGCUUCCACAAUGAUGCUUUCCAGGCAAACAAGAAACCUAAGCUCAUUGCAUGUUACCCCAGUUCUCAUGUUCCCACUGGUUAUGGGAUCACACACACUGGCACUGGCUGCACACCUUACCUCAGUUCUCAGGUUGCUGUUGGCACUGGGAGCAUGUGUUGCGUCAAUUCUAAGGCUACCAUUGGCAGUCGGAGAAAACAUGAUCUUAGUUCUUGGUUUCCCAUUGGCAAUGGAAGCACAAGUCGUUCCAAUUUUCAAGUUACUGUUGGUGAUGGAAGCACACAUCACCCCAAUUCUCAUGUUACUGUUGGCAAUGGAAGCACAUGUCACCCUGAUUCUCAGGUUACCAUUGACACUAGGAGUGCGCACUGCCUCAGUUUUGAGGUUGGCAUUGGCAGUUGGAGUAAACAUGAUCCCAGUUCUUGGUUUCCCAUUGGUGUUGGGAGCACAAAUCACUCCAAUUUUCAAGUUGCUGUUGGUGAUGGAAGCACACAUCACCCCAGUUCACAAGUUACCGUAGGUACUGGGAGAAAAUAUCAAUCUGAUUCUCAUGUCGCAAAGGGUGACAGAAGCACAAGUAUCACCAAUUCUCAGUCUACUGUUGGCUAUGGGAUUAAACAUCAAGACAAUUCCCAUGUCACUGUUGGCAAUGGGAGCACAAGUAACGUCAAUUCUCAGGAUAUUGUUGGUCAUGGAAGCACACAUUACCCUGAGCCUCUGCCUGCCGUUGGUGAUGGGAGCAUGAAUAACGCCAAUUUUGUGGUCGUGGUAGGAGAUGGGAGCACAAAUAAGGGCAAUUCGCAGGACACCCUUGUUGAUGGGAACACAAGUUGCCCCAGUUCUAAGGUUUCUGUUGGCAACGGAAGCUCCAGUUACCCCAAUUCUAAGGUUGCUGUUGACGAGAGGAGCGUUCCACCCUCUGAAGGUUCCAAUCCAGAAUAUGCAUCCUUCACUGUAGUGGAACAUGGUGGACCGAGUGAGAUCGAUCUGAAGCCCUCGCAAGUGAUGGCUUAACUUAGCAACACUUUAGGUGAUUUAGCAUUAUGUUUUCCUCUGAAGACAAUAGAGAUGUACAUGUCGUGGACAUCAAAGAUGAUAUGCUUUUGUGGAUGACCAAGGUAUCUCUUGGGGCUGUAGGGAGUAGUCCAGCAGCAGUUGCGUCCUUUGUAGGGACACUGUAGUGUUGGGUUUCCCAACUGAGAAUUGCGGUGCAGUUUGUUAUAGCUUUAAUUGCUAACAGUGUUAGAUUUGUGCUGAGGUGUAUCAGAUCAGAAACUUUAACAUAGCCGAAGUAUUCGUUGCGCUGAAUUGAGCUUUAUUACAAAGGCAGUUGGUGAAAAAGGCGUAUCUGGUGCAGUAAGCAGAAUCUUGGCUCGGCUGCAAGAGAAACUGAUUAUGUGAGUAUAUGGUAGAUGCCAUGCCAUUAAACCAAUGAGUUGGAAUUGAAUGUUUGUACUAGGUAGAAAGAUGUGAUAUGUUUAGUUUAGUCCCUGUCAUUGUUUUUCUGUCUGUAACUUUGGGACGGUCGGCUCGGCUGGGUCAGUGAUGCAGCCAGCCGUGGAGUGAAGACUCUUGUAUGGUAAGGCCUUGUUUAGAUGACACUGUAGUAUUUUUGUUUUUAUUUGACAUUAGGCUUAAAAGAUU
Molecule: messenger RNA, 2449 nt
Organism: Sorghum bicolor (sorghum)
Lineage: Eukaryota; Viridiplantae; Streptophyta; Magnoliopsida; Poales; Poaceae
Exons: 5
Coding region: 50-1819 (589 amino acids)
Molecular function (GO): minor groove of adenine-thymine-rich DNA binding
Source: RefSeq, a predicted model, not a curated record